Molecule: messenger RNA, 1248 nt
Organism: Cryptotermes secundus
Lineage: Eukaryota; Metazoa; Arthropoda; Insecta; Blattodea; Kalotermitidae
Gene: Non3
Product: ribosome production factor 2 homolog
Exons: 6
Coding region: 199-1152 (317 amino acids)
Biological process (GO): ribosomal large subunit assembly; maturation of LSU-rRNA from tricistronic rRNA transcript (SSU-rRNA, 5.8S rRNA, LSU-rRNA)
Cellular component (GO): nucleolus
Molecular function (GO): rRNA binding
Source: RefSeq, a predicted model, not a curated record
CCGCUCUUUUGUUUCUCUUCAGGCAAUGUAGCAUGUUCCGGCUUUACAUAAAUUCUUGCAAUUUAGGUACAUGAAAGGGACAUUUUGCAACUGCUGUGUUUGUAUCACUGGAGCAGCAGUUGUAGUUGGGCGAUUUUGUGGUUUUUUGUCAGUGUAUAGUAAAGUGCGGUAAAGUGUGUGAAAUUGUGAAAGAUAGACAUGCCUGUUAUUCAAAGGGUUGUGAAGCCAACAACCCAUAGGGCAAAAAGGGCUCUACAGGCCAGAGAACCAAAGUUGGUGGAGAAUGCGAAAAAUACUUUGUUCAUUAAAGGCCGAAAGACUAGUGUGAUAGUGGCAAAUUGCAUGAAAGAUCUGUAUGAUAUUAAGAAGCCACAUGGAAAGAUAUUAAACAAAUUGAAUAAUAUUGUACCAUUUGAAAACAUUACUCCUAUUGAAGAAUUUUCAAAGAAAAAUGAUGCAUCAAUGUUUAUGUUUACUUCACACAACAAGAAAAGACCACACAAUCUCAUUUUGGGCCGUAUGUAUGAUAGCCAUCUCUUAGACAUGGUUGAAUUUGGUAUUGAACACUACAAAGGAUUAAAGGAGUUCAAAACCCAGAAGGUAUCCUUGGGAAUUAAGCCUUGCCUCUUAUUUGCUGGAGAAUUAUUUGAGCAUAAUCAUGAGUAUAAACGUAUAAAGAGCUUGCUGAUCGACAUUUUUCAAAGGGAGAUAGUACAAGCAGUGAGACUCCAGGGCCUUGAGCACGUAUUGAUGUUUACCGCAGCAGAAGAUCGAAUAUAUUUCCGCAGCUACAGAAUACAAAUGAAAAAAUCUGGAAGCAGAAUUCCUAGAAUAGAACUUGAAGAAAUUGGUCCAUCAUUUGACCUCAAACUGAGAAGAACAAAGAUUUCAUCUGAUGACUUGUUCAAGCUUGCCUGUAAGAGGCCCAAGGAACUGAAGGUGAAGAAGGUCAAGAAUAUCUCAAAGGAUACAUUUGGAACUCAGCAUGGACAAAUUCACAUUCCAAAACAAAAUAUCGACAAAUUACAGACCCGAAAAAUGAAGGGUUUGAAGAAAACAGCCUCUGAGAAGGAGGAGCAAAGGAAACGAAAAUCUGAUUCUGUGGACAAAGAAACUAAUGAUGACAAUGCUGUAAAAAAGAUGAGAAUGUGAUAAUGCCAGCUCUUGUAUUCCAAAAUACAUAUUGUGUUGUUAACUAUUUCACAAUAUGAAAUGUAUUAUAUAAUACAGUUAAUUACAUGAAUAUGA